AAAGCCUCCAUUCAUGCUUCACUUUCGCUUAAUACUACCACUGCUACUUCUACAAAUACUUUUAAAUCACACACAAAGAAAAAAUGGACCCAUCUUCGCCUGAAAACUUACCCUCUACUCAGAGAAGGGCCAUCGGAGAGCUGAUUAGAGGUCGUGAACUUGCAAGACAGCUUAAAAUUGUGCUCAACUCUAGGGAUGAUAUGGAAGAACACGUGCCUGUUGAUGAUCUUGUCAUGAAGAUCUUGAAUUCUUUUACUAAUAGUCUUUCUAUAUUGAAUAGAUUUGAUUCUGAUAUUGAGUUUCCUCCGAGCACCCAUGUGGGUUCUCCUUGCUGGGAUAGCGGCCGGAAGUCUGAGGAUUCCGGUGAGAGUAUCAGGAGUACUUCUACUAACAAAGAUCGGAGAGGAUGCUACAAGAGAAGAAAGAUCUCCAACGCAUUGAUAAGAGAGACUUCAGAUUUAAUAGAUGAUGGCCAUGCAUGGAGAAAAUAUGGACAGAAAGUGAUCUUAAAUACCAAGUUUCCAAGGAAUUACUUCAGGUGCACUCAUAAAUAUGAUCAAGGAUGCCAAGCAACAAAACAAGUGCAGAAAAUUGAAGAGGAUCCUCCCAAAUAUAGAACAACAUACUAUGGAAAUCAUACGUGCAAGAACUUGCUAAAAGCUUCUCAUCAUCUCAUCUUGGAGUCUCCUGAUGAUUCUUCCAUUCUGCUGAGCUUUAAUACGACCAACGACAGCAUCAUCACAAGCAAACAAGAUAGCCCCUUUUUAACUUCAUUCUCAUCGUCAUCAUCAAUAAAACAGGAGUACAAGGACGAGCUGGCCCAUGGUAAUAGUGAUAAUGAUAUGAUCAACAUCAUCCACAACAACAGCAUCAUGAACAACCAAUCGUCGUCGACGGAUUAUCUCUUGGCUCCCGAUGAUUUGUCAGCCCUUGAUCAUGCGGAUGUGAUUUCUGGAGUGAAUUCGUCGUCUUGCACCACUAGCACUCAUAGUUUUGACAUGGACAUGAUUGUUAGCUCUGUCGGUCAUGCUUGCUUUGCUGCUGAUGACGACGACGUUUUGCCUUAUGCUUUUUGAAGAGUAAUUUUUGUAAUCUCUAUACAUGUGUAGUUAAUUAUCAAGAACUUUCAAGCCUUCGUUUAGUUUAGUGCAGGGUGUGUGUUUGUAAACUAGGCUGAUCAAUUAAUAAAGCUUUAGGGUAACAUAGAUUAUGUGCAGAUUAAUCAGUUGCUGAGUAGCUAAUUACGUUUUGUAUUCAAGUUCAAGUAUCAUAUGCAUAUUAAUAUUCCCUA
Messenger RNA from Ricinus communis (castor bean), 1291 nucleotides. RefSeq names its product WRKY DNA-binding transcription factor 70. The transcript has 3 exons. Gene Ontology annotation, molecular function: DNA-binding transcription factor activity; sequence-specific DNA binding. NCBI's taxonomy places the organism in Eukaryota, Viridiplantae, Streptophyta, Magnoliopsida, Malpighiales, Euphorbiaceae. The record is from RefSeq and is a predicted model, not a curated record. Bases 84 to 1076 code for a protein of 330 amino acids. Gene Ontology annotation, biological process: regulation of DNA-templated transcription.